GUUUUCUGCGAUUUAAUGGGCGAGAACAGAGCGACAGUUCAGUUGGCGACGCGCGCUCCCUGCCACCGUGUGUUCCCAUAUAGUAUCCCGGGCUCCAGCGUCCCUCGCGCAUGGACCCGCACGCGCUCGAUAACGCAGCUUACUCAUGAUAUGACUCAGUCUCGUGAGGUUUUGGCGAUGAUGGACGCACAUACAACCACAUUCGGGCGCAAAAGAGGCUGCACAAUUUCUCGAUGUGGCGCUUUCCUCCUAGGCUCGAUAUUCCUAAUCAGCUUGGUCAUCACUGGUUCAUUGGUGUACCUAUAUUUUGCACCUUGCCUCGAGGAGAAACAACAUGUUCAACCUUGCACGAGUUCUGGUGGCGAUUCAUUCUUACAGAGCGGGAGGAGUUUUCCGACAGUGCCAACAAAGAAGAAAUUGGAUGUCAGAUUACCAAAGGCUGUCUUACCUGAUUUGUACGAAUUAUGGCUGAUUCCCUUCAUAUGGGAGGGCAACUUCACUUUUCAUGGCGAGGUAAAAAUUUUGGUAAAUGUGACAAAGGAUACGGACAAUGUUACAUUGCACGCUGUCGACAUGAAAAUCGAUGAGGACUUUACGAGUAUCAGAGAGUACUCAGCUAACAAUGAGAGCAGUAAGGCCAAAGUAAUCGGGAUCGUGGAGCAGAGAAAUGACACAGACAGGCAGUUCCUCGUGAUUAGAACAUCGAACACGUUGAGAAAAGGCAAGCAAUACGUCGUGCAUCUCAAGUUCAUUGGCCAUCUGAACGACUAUCUGCAAGGUUUCUACAGGAGCUCGUAUACGGUCGGCAAUCAGACGAGAUGGAUUGCUACGACUCAGUUUCAACCAACGGAUGCGCGCCGCGCUUUCCCGUGUUUCGACGAACCAGCUUUGAAAGCCAAGUUCCAAAUCAACAUAGCACGUCCCAAGAACAUGACAUCUAUUUCGAAUAUGCCCAGAAAAGGGGAACCAAUGCCAGUGCCCGGCUUAGAUACAUACCUAUGGGAUCAUUACGAGCGUUCGGUACCAAUGUCUACGUACUUAGUGGCUUUUAUAGUUUCCGACUUUGAUGUACGGAAAUCGGAAGAUGGUAACUUUAGAGUUUGGGCGCGUCACGAUGCCAUUAAUCAAUCACAAUAUAGCUUAGAUAUUGGACCAAAAAUACUCAGAUACUACGAGGAUUACUUCAAGAUCACAUUCCCAUUGCCGAAGAUGGAUAUGGUCGCGUUGCCUGAUUUCUCCGCCGGCGCUAUGGAGAACUGGGGAUUGAUAACAUAUAGAGAGACAGCGAUGUUGUAUCAGAAAGGCAUAUCGACCAGCGGUAGCAAGCAACGGGUAGCCGUCGUAAUAGCUCAUGAGCUCGCGCAUCAGUGGUUUGGAAACUUAGUGACUCCAAGUUGGUGGACAGAUCUUUGGUUGAACGAAGGUUUUGCCAGUUAUAUGGAAUACAUUGGCAUGAAUGCGGUGGAACCGACGUGGAAAGCGUUGGAACAAUUCGUCGUCCACGAUCUUCAAAAUGUAUUUAGUUUAGACGCUUUAGAAUCAUCCCAUCCCAUAUCCAUUGAAGUCGGCCAUCCGGAUGAAAUUAGUGAAAUAUUUGACAAGAUAUCUUAUGGAAAAGGUGCUUCCAUAAUAAGAAUGAUGGAUCAUUUUCUCACAACAGAAGUUUUCAAGAAGGGUCUAACUAAUUAUUUAAAUGGAAAAGCUUAUCAAAGUGCUGAGCAAAAUGAUUUGUGGCUUGCUUUGACCAAACAAGCUCACAAAGACAAGGUACUUGAUUCAAGCGUAACUGUUAAAGAAAUAAUGGACACUUGGACUCUGCAAACCGGUUUUCCUCUCAUUACUGUCACACGAGCCUACAAUAACGGUAGCAUUAUACUGACACAGGAACGCUUUCUGCUUCGUAAUAGCGGCACGACGGUUACAUUUGACAAGUCGGAACCAUUGUGGUGGGUACCCAUCACUUAUACGAGCGAGAAGCAAUUAAACUUCAAUAAUACUCAACCCAUGAAAUGGAUGAAAGCUGAACGCUCGAUUAUCCUUAACGAUUUGGAUGUGAGCCCAUCUCAGUGGGUACUUUUCAACAUUCAAGAAACGGGAUACUAUAGAGUGAAUUAUGAUAGAGCAAAUUGGCAGAUGAUAAUCAAACAAUUGAAUAAGCAGAAUUUCAAAGAUAUCUCGACGAUUAAUCGAGCACAGUUGAUUGAUGACGCUCUUAACUUAGCUAGAGCUGGCAAACUUGAUUAUACCAUUGCUUUUGAUGUUACAUCUUACUUGGCCCAUGAAAUCGAGUAUUUGCCUUGGAAAGCAGCUUUCAGUGCCAUGGAUUAUCUUAAAGAUAUGUUACUCAAAACAGAUGGCUAUGAUACAUUUAGACUAUACGUAUUAAAAUUGCUCGACAAUGUGUAUAAGCAAGUUGGCUUCAUUGACAAAAUGGGAGAUCCUCAAUUGACCGUCUUCACUCGAAUUGACGUUCUAAAUUGGGCGUGUAACUUUGAUCAUGAGGAUUGUGUUAUGAAUGCCGUACAACAAUUUAAGGAUUGGCGUAACACUCCUAAUCCAGAAAUUAACAAUCCAAUUUCGCCGAACUUGAAGAGCGUGGUUUAUUGCACGGCCAUUCGAGUAGGUGGGCAGAGCGAUUGGGAAUUCGCUUGGCAACAGUACCAAAGAACUAAUGUAGGAUCAGAGAAGGAUCUGCUCUUACAGGCAUUAGCCUGUACAAGAGAGGUAUGGCUGUUGAAUCGAUUCUUAGAUUGGGCUAUCAAGGAGAAUUCAGGAAUCAGGAAGCAGGACGCCACCCGAGUUUUCGGAUCGGUCGCAAAUAACAUUGUCGGGCAGCCACUCGUGUUUAAUUACUUCAGAAACAAAUGGAGGCACCUUAGAGAAUAUUUUGGGCAGUCGCUAUCGACUGUCAAUAACAUCAUAAAGUCAGCAACAGUAGGAAUAAGUACAAGAUACGAAUUGAAAGACUUGGUAGAAUUUGCAAAGGAACACUUAGAUGAACUUGGUACCGCAACGCGAACUAUACAGCAAGUGAUAGAACGUUCGGAAUCCAACAUACGAUGGAUCGACAACAAUCAAGUGACGAUUCUCGAUUGGCUGAAGAGAAACACCGCGUACUUUAAGGUUCUGACGACGAUGGACGCGCGAACAACUACAUUCAAAAACAAAAGUGACUGUUCGAUUUCCUGGCGUGGUGCUAUCUUCCUGGGCGUUUUUUUCCUGAUCGGCUUGUUCGCUACUGGUUUAUUGGUGUAUUACUUUGCACCUUGUCACCAAGUUCAGACAUGCUCUGGCUCAAAGACCGAAGAAGGUUUCUCGAAUCUAACAACGAAAAAAAUAGAUGUGAAAUUACCAAAAGCUAUUGUGCCCGAGUUGUACAAGUUAUGGCUGAUACCUUUUAUAUGGGAGGGCAACUUCACUUUUCAUGGCGAGGUCCAUAUUUGGAUAAACGUGACAAUGGAUACGUAUAAUGUUACAUUGCAUGCUGUUGACAUGAAGAUUGAUGUAGAUUUUACAAGUAUUAGGGAACAAUCGGCUAAUAGGAGCAACGAGAUCAAGAUCGCGGAACAAAAAAAUGAUACUGAUCGACAAUUUUACGUGAUUAGAACAUCAGACAGAUUAAAGAAAGGCAAGCAAUACGUCGUGCAUCUCAAGUUUAUUGGUCAACUGAAUGAUGACUUGUACGGUUUCUACAGAAGCUCGUAUAUGGUCGGUAACCAGAAGAGAUGGAUUGCUGCGACUCAAUUUGAACCAACAGAUGCACGUCGUGCUUUCCCAUGUUUCGAUGAACCGACUUUGAAAGCCAAGUUUCAGAUCACCAUAGCGCGUCCCAUAAAUAUGACAUCUAUUUCGAAUAUGCCUAGAAAAUGGGACCCGAUUCCAGUGCCUGAUCUGGACAUGUAUGUGUGGGAUCGUUAUGAGAGUUCAGUACCAAUGUCCACGUAUUUAGUAGCCUUUAUCGUUUCCGACUUUGACGUACGGAAAUCAGAAGAUGGUAACUUUAGGGUUUGGGCGCGCCACGAUGUCAUUGAUCAAUCACAAUACAGCUUGCAAAUUGGACCGAAAGUACUCAAAUACUACGAAGACUAUUUCAAGAUCAAGUUUCCUUUGCCAAAGAUGGAUAUGGUCGCGUUACCUGAUUUCAACGCCGGUGCUAUGGAAAAUUGGGGAUUAAUAACGUAUAGAGAAACAGCAAUGUUGUACGAAGAAGGCACAGCGACCAAUGAAACCAAGCAGGAAAUAGCAAUGACGAUAUCUCAUGAGCUCGCGCAUCAAUGGUUUGGAAAUUUAGUGACUCCAAAAUGGUGGACGGAUCUUUGGUUAAAUGAGGGUUUUGCCAGUUAUAUGGAAUUUAUUGGCACGAAUGCAGUGGAACCAACAUGGAAAAUGCUGGAACAAUUUGUCGUUCUUGAACUUCAAAAUGUAUUUGGUUUAGACGUUUUGGAAUCUUCCCAUCCCAUAUCUGUUGAAGUUGGGAAUCCAGAUGAAAUUAAUGAAAUUUUUGAUGAGAUUUCUUAUAGUAAAGGCGCUACCAUAAUAAGAAUGAUGGACCACUUUCUCACUGCAGAAGUUUUCAAGAAGGGUCUGACCAAUUAUUUAAAUAAAAAAGCUUAUCAAAAUGCUGACCAGAAUGAUUUGUGGUAUGCUUUGACCACUCAAGCUCAUAAAGACAAAGUCCUUGACCCAAAUGUAACUGUUAAAGAAAUAAUGGAUACUUGGACUUUGCAAACCGGUUUUCCUCUAGUUACUGUAUCACGAAACUAUAAUGAUAGUAGUAUUACUUUAACACAGGAACGUUUUCUGCUUGACAAUAACAACACAAUUACAUCUAAGUCGGAACCAUUAUGGUGGAUACCUAUUACUUAUACAAGUGAGAAACAAUUAAAUUUUAAUAACACUCAACCCACAAAAUGGAUGAAAGCGGAACGUUCAAUCAUUCUUAAAAAUUUAGAUGUGAGUCCAUCUCAGUGGGUACUUUUCAAUGUGCAAGAAACUGGGUACUAUAGAGUGAAUUAUGACAUAGAAAACUGGCAAAUGAUAAUUAAACAAUUGCAUAAGAAAAAUUUUACAAAUAUCUCGACAAUUAAUCGAGCACAAUUGAUCGAUGAUGCUCUUAACUUAGCUAGAGCUGGUAAGCUCGAUUAUACCAUUGCUUUUAAUGUUAUUUCUUAUUUGAUUCACGAAACCGAAUAUUUGCCUUGGACAGCAGCUUUCACAGGCAUGAACUAUCUCAAUGAUAUGCUAAUCAAAACACGAGGAUAUGAUAAAUUCAGAUUAUACAUAUUAAAACUACUCGAUAGUGUAUACAAGCAAGUUGGUUUUAUUGACAAAGUGGAAGAUUCUCAGCUGACAAUUUUCACCCGAAUUUACGUUCUAAAUUGGGCAUGUUACUUUAAUCAUGAAAAUUGCAUUACGAAUGCCAUGCAAUACUUUAAGCGUUGGAGUAACAUGUCUAAUCCAGACGAUAGCAAUCCGAUUCCGCCGAACUUAAAGAGUGUGGUUUAUUGCACGGCGGUUCGAAUGGGUGGACAAAGCGAAUGGGAAUUCGUUUGGCAACGAUACUUAAAAACUAACAUAGCCUCAGAAAAAAAUCUAUUUUUGGAAGCAUUAGCGUGCACAAGAGAGAUAUGGUUGCUGUACCGAUACUUAGAUUGGGCUUUUACAGAAAACUCAGGAAUCAGAAAGCAGGAUGCAAUUCAAGUUUUCGGAUUAGUCGCAUACAACGUUGCUGGGCAACCACUUGCGUUUAAUUACUUUAGAAACAAAUGGGCGCAUCUUAGAAAAUAUUUUGGAAUGUCAACGCAAAGUAUUAAUGCUAUCAUAAAAUCCGCAACAAGGAAAAUAAGUACAAUACAUGAAUUAAAAGACUUGACUGUAUUUGCAAAAGAACAUUUGACUGAACUUGGUGCAGCAACGCGAACCACGCUACAAAUGAUAGAGCUUGCAAAAUCUAACAUACAAUGGUUAGACAAGUAUCAUGGGAAGAUUUAUGAUUGGUUACAGAAGAAGAUCGUGUAAUGCUCGACACUAAUAGAAAAUUAUUUGAUUCUCUUCUGUAAUGUCAAAUUGUGAGUGAGUUGAGUUUAAUGUUUCAUAUGUUUGAUAUUUGGUCGAAUUUAUCGUAUUGCCAAAGUGACUCGUUGUACAUAACAAAUUAUAAAUGGAAUACAAAGAGCGAAAUUGCAUAAUAGUUUAUAAUUGAAUUGUACGAGAGUAUCAUGUAUUUAUAAAUGUAUUUGUACAUUUAUAGUCAACAAUGCGGAGUGACGCGUUUUGGGUGUGUUCAAAUUUUUGAUUAUGUCUAAAUAUUUGAAUAAAUAUGCAAAUGGUCAUAAAAUUAA
Messenger RNA from Monomorium pharaonis (pharaoh ant), 6341 nucleotides. RefSeq lists its product as uncharacterized. Bases 16 to 6018 code for a protein of 2000 amino acids. The transcript is spliced from 29 exons. Gene Ontology annotation, molecular function: metalloaminopeptidase activity; zinc ion binding; peptide binding. Gene Ontology annotation, cellular component: cytoplasm. Gene Ontology annotation, biological process: proteolysis; peptide catabolic process. Lineage: Eukaryota; Metazoa; Arthropoda; Insecta; Hymenoptera; Formicidae. The record is from RefSeq and is a predicted model, not a curated record.